Cuscuta europaea is the source of this 4475-nucleotide messenger RNA. Lineage: Eukaryota; Viridiplantae; Streptophyta; Magnoliopsida; Solanales; Convolvulaceae. The record is from the annotation of a GenBank genome assembly.
CAAAUAUAUUGAUGGAUAGUCUACCCGGGGGUAUAUAUCCGAAGGGUUAUUGCUGGGAAUAACUUAGAGAGAAGUCAGAGCAGGUAAAUGUAGAGAGAGAGCGUAUUAUAAAUGUGGAGCGUUUUCAGCGUGGUUACAAAUGGGGAAAUGAGGUGCUAUUUAUAGUAGCAAUAAAUGCCGGGCAGGGACACGUGUCAAGCGCCUAUUGGCCGAGGGGUCACCUCAACUGGUUGGCGUUGGCAGCCGCAUGUGGCCGCAUUUAAUGCGGCUGUUGGAUGGGACGUCUGUACAGGGUACGGUGAUCUGUACACAUGUGAGGCGGAUAUCAUGUCGGGAGAGGUGCCCUCGGCUGCAGAGGACUAGCCGAGGGCUCUUAGUGCCGAGGACCCCUGAGUGCCGAGGGCUCCAGGUGCCGAGGGCUACUGUUUUCGCCGUUUUCUCCCAGUUUCUUAGUUUGCCUGGAAAACCCAUUCUGUGAGAGUUUAGAGCCUUCGGCCAGGGGGCCGAGGGCACCCCUGGUGCGUAUUGCGGGCUGCUUGGUACUCUGGGCGCCGUGAUUAGGGCCUGUUGGGCCUCCUGGGCCUGUUGGGCCUUCAUUGGUGUAGUAGGAGUCUGUGGGCCGGGUGUUCCCGGGCCAUAUACUCCAUCAGGAGUCCCUCACUCCUUUUGCCGAAAGGUAUUUGAGGGAAAAGGAGUAAUUUGUGCUUGCCCUUUGAUGUUGUCCUGUCGUGAUCUCUGAAGUUGGUGAUGAGUUGUUGCUUUUAUGUCCCUGCCGAAGGCAGUCCCUCAGUUACCCACAUGUCGGGACUUGAGGGCUUGCUUUGUCGUUUGUUGGAAUUUCACUAAUUUUGUAAUUUAAUGAUUUUCCCGAGGGGGUCCUCCAGUCCCCCACUCCUUGAGGCACUUGUAAAGUAGUAAAAAGGAGUAGAGUAGUUGCGUUGGUGUUGUGGGCCGAAGGCUGACGCUUUUCGUUUCAUUUUGGGGGGAUGCCUCGUUAAAAACCUCAUUAGAAAAAACCCUGUGGGAAAAAAUCCUAAUGAGGGAAAAAGAGUGCACCGGAUUCCCCCAAUGAUGAAUCGAAAAUGUCAAACCUUGGUCAAAAAUGGAGAAUAACGGUAAUGCCGAAGGCUCUUCUUUUUCUGAGGGCUCAUGUGUUGAUUAGCCGAAGGCUUGCUGUUGAUGUCCUGGGGGUGCCGAAGGGGAGCCCCUCAAUCCGGGGAUCGAGGGCCUGCUGGCUGAGGGCAGCAGUGGAGUUGUUACCGGGGGGUCCACUGUUUGUUGAUUAGUUGGUGAUGAAGAUACCCGAGGGCUCCCAUUACCUGUGUGCCAUGGGUUAUCCGUCAAUGAGGCAACUCCCCCGGGGGCUACCCGGUUUUGCAGUGCUGAGGGGGAAUCCCCGAGGGGUGCCCUGAUAUGAAGCCCUGGGUUUCUGAAGGAGUGAUCCCGAAGGCGUCUGUUAUGUGCUGUGUGGGGCACAACCCGGGGGCGUCUCUGGGUAGGUGUACCCGGAGGCUCUCCUUGACGAAGUGGAGUGAAGUAGAAAACCCGGGGGCUUCCAGAAUAUAGCCGUUGGAAAUAUAGCCGUUGGAAUAUGUAACGUCAGGAUAUAGCCGUUGGGGGGGGGGGGGGUACACGUGGUGCGUGACGGUUGGCUGCCCGUGGGCGGCGUCACCGGUUGGGUGAAAACACGGUGCGUAAUGAUGACGGUCCGUCCGGAGGCCCGGUUUCCGGGUCCAAGCCCGGAUUCCAGCGCCUAUAAAUACCCCAAGGCCAGGCAUUCCUCCGUGUGCGAAAACCUUGUUAGCGAAGCUCUGCCAAUUUUUCUAGAGAGAGAAACAGCAGCCCUCGGUUGAAUCCUCUGUUCUUAAGGUCAUUUCUCCACUUGCCCUUCACCUCUUAGCUACUUGUAUUGUGCCCUUAGGCUAGGAGAUAGAAUAUUUAGAAAACACUAGCGCCUACGAGCCUUCGAACUAGAGUCAGAAUGUCGUCCCAGAGUGAUUCUCAAGAUAUCUCGGGGGCGCCCUCGAUGGAGGAUGAAGUCCUCUCGGACGUGGAGUCCUCAAGUGCACAGUCUUCGGUGGGACAGGAUGCCGUCGUUGCCCUGGAGUUGCAGAAAGCCCUCGUAGCUGAGGCGGAAGCCGAGGGCUUCGAGCAAGAAUGUGAGGACGAAGAGUUGGCCCUCUCCUGGCAAGCAGCUGAAGAGGAGGCACAAAGAGAAAGCGCGAGGGUCACCGUUGCUGUGCUCCCCCCUCGGGGUGCCGGUGAGGCCAGCACCUCUCGGCCGCUGAAUGCGGUCCCCAUCCGGGUGGCCCCCGGAAAGAAGAAGGCCAAGGCCGCUGCUCCCAAGAAGAAGGGCAGCGUAGCAGACCAAGGGAAGCCCCUCGAUAUGCCCGAGGGGUAUUCAUAUUUGAACACCGCCGCCUUGGAGAUAAGGUCGAAGGCUGAUGCGGCGGACAUCUACGUCACUCAACUACACGUGGGCCCCUCGGCCAUCGUGGUGACACCGGGUCCAGAUGACGUCCUCUCCCGGGCUCCCGAGGGCUGUAUAGCGGUGCAUGUUCUCUCGGUGUCCAUGGGGCUCCGCUUCCCCCUGCACCCUUUCCUCCGGGAGUACCUUCGGUUCGUGGGUCUGGUCCCCUGCCAGCUGACCCCGAAUAGCCAUUCCUAUAUCACUGGCUUCCUCCAGCUCUGCAAGUCCCGGGGGGUGACGCCUAGCCUGGACCUCUUCUUCCAGAGCUUUAAUUUGUGCCGGGGGGGGGGGGGGCACGCGAAUGCCGAGGGCUUCGCCAACUUACAGCAGGUGGCCCUCUUCAAGCUCUUUACCGAGGCGCCCUCCUCGAACAAAGGGUGGAAAGACCGGUGGUGCUACGUGAGGCUGACCGAGAGCCCCUUCCCGAGGGAAUUGCGUGACCGGUUUAGGAGGCAUGAGAAGAGGAGGAGCGCCGCCCUCGAGAAAGACGGCAGGAUCCUGGCCAAAAUCCCGGAGGGCCGGGACAAAAACAUCACCAUUAAGGAGUGCACCAAGGAGGAGGAUCUCUACACCCUCGGGUUCAGGCGGUAUCGCUUUCUGGGGGAGACAGAUGAGAAGUUCCCGGCAUUCGAGGGAGCCUCCGGAGGUAGUGGCUGAGGGCACCCUUAUUUUAUGUCUUAGCAGAUAGUCCAUCUGCUUGUUCGUUUCUUUUUUGUGCUAUCUGUUAGUGACCCCUCGAUCUUAACCCCAUAUUGUUUUUGCAGGUGUCAAGAUGGAUCUCAACGCCUUCGCCAACCUCAAAAAACAGAAGGCGAAGGUGUCGGGCCAGAAGGAGCCCGCAAAGCAGAAGCCCCUCGGGGAGACGAAGAAAGGCGGUGAGCCCUCGGGGGAGGCUGCAAAACGAAUGGCCGCCGGCAAGGCCCCAGUCCCCGAGGGGAAGAAACAAAAGAAGGGGGACGCCGGGAAGAAGGCUCCCUUGGUGUUGGUGGUGGACGAGCAUUCUGCCUCGGAACCCAGUGCUCCGACUGCUCCUUGCCCGCCCUCGGGCAAAGGUGGCGAGGUAAGCUUGCCUCGGGAGGACAUACAGUUCUCCCUGCCGAAGGGGUCUGCCAUCACGCAUGGCACAGUGGACCCCCGGGAAUUUCUUGGCGGGGCUACACCCGCUCUAGACAGGCGGGCCCUCGGGAAGCUGGAUGACGAAGCCCUCGAGUCCAAAAUCCUCCGGUCCUCUCUUACCGCUUGCAUAGCCCUCGGCGAACACGCCAGGAGAUUCGACGAAUGGCGCCUCCAGAGGGCGCAACAGGAAGAGUCCCUUAAGAAGCUCGUCCACGAUAACGCUGAGGUCAUGAGGCAGAUGGCUCAACCUGAGGGACCUCCAGCAGGCGAGGGCGGAAGUAGAGAGAGCCUCCCGGGAGAGGGUGGAGAUGGAGAAGGCGGCUGCCGAGGCAGCGAAGAAGGCCCUUGAAGAUGCCGAGGCCGCCAAAGCAGAGGCCGCCGCUGCUGCAGUUGCUGCCUUCAUGACCGAGGGCUGGAAGGUCGAAGGCCAUAAAGACUGGAUGGCCUCGGUCAUGGAGAGUUCUGCCGAGGGGUGGGUGAAGGGCCCCGGGGCGAUGUGGCAAGCCCGAAAGGGCGAAGAUUACUACGCCGGGGGGGAGUUCUUCACCCAGGCCCUGAUCUACAGGAGGCUCGUCCGGCACUUGAAGAUAGAGCCAACGGCCUUCAACCCGACGGCGUACGGUCUCCCCCCCCCCCCUCCAGCCUGAUAUCAGAGUCCCCCUCCCCGAGGGUGUCGAGAGGCCGGAACUGGAGGAUUCGGAACUCCUGAAAGAGGCCGAGGGCGAUGAAGCAGAGGCUGAUGCGGAGGUCAUAUCGAAGCCUGCGGAAGAAACGGCCCCCGGGAAUGACGUUGUUUGAUGUGUAAUUUGUACUCAGUAUUUUGAACUCUUUGUAAUAGCCACAUUAGCAUGUUUUCGGCCUCGGCCACCAUUGUAAUAACUACAUUUAC